GAGGAUACUGAAGAUGAUCCAUUAGAAGCUUAUAUGCUUGGUAUCUAUGAUCAAGUCGAGAAAGAAAGCAAAACUACUACUACACAAAAAGAAACAAUCCGUCGUGAUGAUAUCGAAGACGAAGAUUUUGUUGAAAGUUAUGUGAAUCAUAUGAAAAAGAAAGGAAUAGAAGUUGGAAAGAGUCAAAAGCCUAUGGAAAAAGAUGAAAAUGUAAAUUCAGAUGAAGAAGUUUAUGCAACUGCUCGUGCUAUUGAUGCACAACUUGAGUAUGAUUCAGAUGAUAAUCCUAUUGUAGAGCAAAAACGCAAAGAUGUUGAACCAUUGGCACCAAUUGAUUAUAUUGAAAUUGAGAAAAACUUUUAUGAAGAACAUCCUGAAAUUGCAAGUUUAUCUGAUGAUCGUAUUAAACAAUUACAAGUUGAACUUGAUAUGCAUGUAUCUGGCGUCGAUGCAGCAAAGCCUUGUAUUUCAUUCGCACAUUUUGGUUUUGACGAGGCUUUAUUAGAUACAAUUAUAAAAUAUGGAUAUUCUGAACCUACUGGAAUCCAAAAACAGGCAUUUUAUUCAUUUAUACAAGCACUACCUGUUGCAUUAUCUGGUCGAGACAUUAUUGGCAUAGCAAAAACAGGUUCUGGUAAAACAGCAGCAUUCAUAUGGCCAAUGCUGAUACACAUAAUGGAUCAAGAAGAACUUAAAAAAGGAGAAGGACCUAUUGGAUUAAUAUUGGCGCCUACAAGGGAAUUGACAAGUCAAAUUUACAUUGAAGCCAAAAAAUUUGCAAAGAGUUACGGAUUGAGAGUUGCUGCAGUUUAUGGCGGUGCCUCUAAAAUGGAUCAAUUCAAAGAACUGAGACAGGGUAAUAUAGAAAUCCUUGUUGGUACACCAGGAAGACUUAUUGACAUGGUAAAAAUGAAAGCAACAAAUUUCCGUCGAGUUAGUUUCUUGGUCCUUGAUGAAGCUGAUCGAAUGUUUGAUCUUGGAUUUGAACCACAAGUACGAUCCAUAUGUGAUAAUAUCCGACCAGAUAGACAAACAUUACUUUUUAGUGCAACCUUUCCCAAAAAAGUGGAAAAAUUAGCUCGUGAAGUUACAACAGAACCUAUUAGAAUAUCAAUUGGCAAUAUUGGACAGGCAAAUACUGAUAUCACACAAGUAUUUGUUAUUCUAACCGAUGAUGGGUAUAAAUGGGACUGGCUGAUUUCGAAUUUAGUGGCACUUUGUGUUGAUGGCAGCGUCUUAAUUUUUGUUAGUCGCAAAGGUGGAGUUGACGAAUUAUCCCUGAAUCUUCGACAAGCUGGUCAUGAAUGCGGCGCUUUGCAUGGUGAUAUGAUGCAGUCAGAACGUGACAAAGUAUUAAAAGAUUUUAAGAAUAGUAAAUUUUCUGUGUUGGUGGCAACUGAUGUAGCUGCAAGAGGUCUUGACAUCAAAUCAGUUAAGACUGUGAUUAAUUAUGAUAUCGCAAGAGAUAUUGAUUCUCAUGUACAUCGAAUUGGAAGGACAGGAAGAGCGGGCGAAAAGGGUACCGCAUAUACGUUUAUUACAAAGAAAGAAGAUAAAUUUGCAGGUGAUUUGGUUAGAAAUCUUGAAUUAGCUGGACAAAUUGUCCCAACUGAUUUGAUGGAUUUGGCAAUGCAGAAUAAUAGAUUCCGCAAAUCAAGAAAUAUGAUUAGAGGAAGACGUGGUGGAAAAAGUGGUCGUGGACGAGGUCGCGGCGGAAGUGGUCGUGGUGCAGUUGGUUCUAGUUCAAAUUCUAUUCCACUUGGAGGAGGAAGAGCAGGAAUUGGAAGUGAUGAUGGUGGACGUAGUAGUGGCGGUGUACAAAUACCACCUCCACCGCAUCUUGAUGCUGGUCCUCCUGCCAAAAAGAUUUUUUCAAAAAUUCAAAUGAAUUUUCAUAAAGCGACAUCAGCUGAAUCAGGAUUAGGAUUACUUAGAUCAACAACUGCUAAUAGUAAUACACAAUCUCCUUCAAAUCAAUCACAACAAUCUACGGGAACUUUACGUAAACGUCGUUGGGAUUCUAAAUAA
Entrophospora sp. SA101 is the source of this 2028-nucleotide messenger RNA. Lineage: Eukaryota; Fungi; Glomeromycota; Glomeromycetes; Entrophosporales; Entrophosporaceae. The record is from the annotation of a GenBank genome assembly.